Molecule: messenger RNA, 2876 nt
Organism: Aspergillus glaucus CBS 516.65
Lineage: Eukaryota; Fungi; Ascomycota; Eurotiomycetes; Eurotiales; Aspergillaceae
Exons: 5
Coding region: 166-2763 (865 amino acids)
Cellular component (GO): fungal-type vacuole membrane
Source: RefSeq, a predicted model, not a curated record
ACAUCAUCAUCCUUACUCUUAUAUAUUCAUCGAGUAUACUCUUCUCUCGGUUUCUCCAUCUUCAUUCUGACCAUAACUUGUACAAUUUGUAUCCUCUUUCCACUCCCUAUCCGUCUAUCUCUCGAUAUCAUCUUAUCUCCCGUUCUCCCCACCCGUUCCAGCGUCAUGGCUGACGAGGAAGAUAGACCUCUGCUGGACGGAGGCCCUGAAUCAUCCUCUAAUCCUCAACCUCCAUCGGUCAUGGACUCUUCGGCGACUCUGAUGGAGCAAGAACCCAGACCGUAUGAAUUGGCCUCCGAAUCGACACCACUAAUAGCCCGUCGGGACGAUGAUGAAGCGUUGGCGUAUGGGACGGACACAACACAGCGUCGCUCUUCAUUCUCAGACAUUGUCUCGAAAAAGUCUAGAUCCCGGUUACAGUGGCCGAUCAUAUUUACUUUGGUUUUAUUGGCAACCGUCCUGGCCGUCCUGAUAUUUGCUUUUGCUGCUCCGGCUGCGGUAAAGCGAUACGCCGAGGAGGCUACCGUAUUCAAACCCACACAUCUAUCGAUUGAUUCAGCAACAUCAGAUGGAGUUCGAGCUCGUGUACAAGGGGAAUUCGUUGUCGAUGCCAAUCGCGUACAAAGAGGGACUGUUCGAAACCUUGGUCGCAUGGCCACAUGGAUAGGAAGGGAGGUCGAAACCAGCCAGUCGGAUCUAGAAGUAUAUCUGCCAGAAUACGGAAAUGUGCUCGUUGGGACCGCAUCGUUACCGUCGAUUAAAGUUAAUGUCCGGAACGGACACACGAAUCAUGUCGAUGUCCUGGCCGAUCUGGCAACAGGGAAUAUCCCCGGCAUCCGUGCAGUGGCCAUGGAUUGGCUGGAAGGAAGGCUUGGUCAGUUACGGGUCAAGGGGAAAGCGACGUUACAUCUGAAGUCUGGACUAUUGAGCCUUGGGAGGCAAACAGUUUUCAAGUCUAUCGCUUUUGAAGAAAGCGACUUCCCUCGUAUACCUGAUGUCAAAGUCGACAAGUUGAUCGUGCGUGACCAAGACAUUUCUGCGGAAAAGGGCGCAAUGGUAGUUGAUGCUUCCAUCACUGCCAUGCUCGAUUUUCCGUUUGCCGUCCGAAUUCCCCCGCUUGGGUUCAAAGUCCUCGUUCCCAACUGCUCGCCAGGUGAACCCCAUAUCUCCGUGGCAGAUGUCCGGACCGAGGAAGUCCAGAUUGACCCAGGUCAAUUGACUAGGAUGGACGUCGGUGGCUUGAUCAAAGGCCUUUCUGAAGAAUUGACGACAACUUGCCCGGGGCAGAAAGACUCGCCGCUUGACUUCCUUGUGAGGAGUUAUGUCAACGGCCGUACAACCACAAUUUAUGUCCGAGGAGCUGAGAGCGCUUCCCUGGGCACGCCAUUAUGGAUGGUGGAUCUUCUGAAGAGCGUCACAGUGCCAUUUCAACUCACUGGGCAUGCCUUGGACAACCUUAUCCAGAAUUUCACCAUGUCGAAUGUGCAUUUCUCUCUUCCUGACCCAUUUGCGAAUCCAAAUUCUCCGGAAGCAUCGCCCAGAGUCUCGGCCUUGGUGAAAGUCCUCAUUGAUCUACCAAAGCAGCUUAACUUGACGGUGGACAUUCCACAUAUUCGCGCAGAUGCUGAUGUGUUAUACCACGGAAAGAAGCUUGGGGUUCUGGAACUGCAUAAGUGGCAGCCUGCAAAUUCGACUCGAACGGUAGACGCAAAUGGCUCCCCCGCUUUGUUUGUGGACUUCGCCAUGAAGGAUGUACCGCUCAGAGUCACGGACGAGGAUGCCAUGGCCGAUAUCCUCCAAGCAUUGAUUUUCCUAGGAAAAUCGGUUCAGCUUCACAUCGCCGCGGCUGUGGAUACCGAAGUCGCAACAGGAUUGGGGAACGUCGCUGUACGUAGGAUACCAGCAGAGGGGGAUGUGGACGUUAAGCCUCCAUACGGUGGAUCCCUGAAUCAACUGAAUCCGCGGAUUGAGUCUCUGGAACUAGGACCGACCACUGAAUCUUCGGCUCUUAUAAAAACCAGGAUAAACGUUACAAACCCGACAGAGUACUCCGCAACAGUACCACUAGCAGACUUCGUGUUGCUCUAUAACACUACUCCGGUUGCUCAUGUCUCAACUCGUGAUAUCUCAGUUGUCCCUGGAGUGAACACAGGUAUUCCGGUCGACUUUCUCUGGAGCCCUAUGGACGCAAGUGGAUCCGAUGGCAUAAGCGCUGGUCGCGAAAUGAUGUCACAAUACGCUUCUGGUUACAAUACUACUGUCACCAUUAAGCCCCACCAGGGCACAAUUCCCGCGUUGCCCAAGCUCGGUGAAGCAAUGUCUAAAUUGGCAUUCGAUAUGCAAGUGCCGAAUGUUCCUGUUCCUCGAUCUCACGAGGAUACCGAUGGUGAUGGCAAGCCGCACUUUGUUCAAUCCGCAAUGCUGCAUCUCUUUUCAUCAACUGCCGAUUUCAUUUUAUCUUCGCCCCUAUCCAAAACCACGAUUGAGAUCACCUCAGUGAAUGCCACCGCAUUCUACGAGCAUGACGAGGCCGUUGGUCAAAUUGACUAUCGAUUUCCUUUCCAUGUACCACCGGGACUUUCACGCUCUCCCCGGCUGCCGGUUGACUUGGAUUUCUCGACCAUUGGCUAUGGUGCUAUCAAGGAGGCCCUGGGAGGCUCUUUGAAGAUGAAUACAUUGGCUGAAGUUGGCGUUCGGAUUGGACACUAUAGAACUAUAAUCGACUAUAGAGGCAGGGGGAUCUCAGCUCAUAUUCGGCUUUGAUUUCUCUGCUCUUUUUGGGUUUUCUUGGGAUUUCUUUUUAUUCUUGGACACGAACUCAUUGGAUAUGACAUGACACUGGCGUUCAGGUUGGGCUUUUUUUUUUUUUUUUUUUU